UGCCAAGUGGCAUUAAGCCGACGUCGCUACAUGCUGCCGAUCCUCGGGUUCGGGUCAUCGCAGAAACGGAAGCCCAGCUACGACGCCGAAGCCGCUUGGAAGACGACGCCUGUCUCUGCCUCUAUGCACUGGUACGACCGCACGACUGUGCGCUACGCGCUCCUCGCCAUGCUCGGCCUUGCGCUCUUCCUCUCGGUGGCCACGACCGUGCCGUCGGCGAUUGCAGUCUCGUCGUCGCACUUUCGCCGGCCUAGCUACACGCCAUCGCCGCCAUUGAUCGACUACAAGCACUUGCCGACGUCGUUCGAGUUCGGCAUGGUCGCGGACCUGGACAAGCAGAGCCGUGUCAAGGGCGACGCCAAACCUCGCUUCGAGUCCAUCUUCCAACGAGCGAUUCUCAAGCGCCAUGUGGACGGCAGCGACGGGAGUCGCUCCACGGGCGAGCUCGCAUCCUCGUACUCGGUGACGUUCCGGGAGAGCGAGACGUUCUCGACGACGCUCAACGAGGCCGGGCGCGGCUUUGAGCUCAGCGAGCUCGCGUGGUUCCAGGGCCACUUGCAUUCGUUUGACGACCGGACCGGCAUUAUCUUUCGGCUGGAACACUUUGGCUUUAACGACCCGGCGCCGAUGGCGGCUGUCCCGACGCACAUCAUCAUGGAGGGCAACGGCGCGACGGACAAGGGCCAGAAGCACGAGUGGGCGACCGUCAAGAACGGCGAGCUCUACAUCGGCAGCAUCGGGAAGGAGUUCACGUCCGACGGCGAGAUCGUGCACGAGCACAACAUGUGGGUCGCGAUCGUCGGCCUCAACGGCGCCGUGCGCCACGAAGACUGGUCCCACCGCUUCGCCAAGGUCCGCGCCAAGCUCGGCUGCGCGUACCCCGGGUAUGUGAUCCACGAGGCCAUCGAGUGGAGCCCGGUGCACGAAAAGUGGUUUCUCUUGCCUCGGCGCGUCUCGAGCGAGCCGUACGACGACAUGGCCGACGAGAAGCGCGGCGCGAACGUCAUGGUGAUCGCAUCUGACGACUUUGAGGAGCUCAGCGUCGUGUACAUUGGCGACGGCGUUAUCGCGCGCGAGCGAGGGUUCUCGAGCUUCAAGUUCGUGCCGGGUACGAAGGACGCGGUGAUUAUCGCGCUCAAGAGCAUGGAGAACGAAGCGCUGCAGCUCCAAGGCGCAUACGUGACGGUCUUUGACGUGCAAGGCAACGUGCUCAUGCCCGAGACGCCGCUGCCGGGCCAGUCCAAGUUUGAAGGCCUCGCGUUCCUCUACGACUAUUGAAUAGCGAUGACCAUAAUAUAGACGCAGUGGCGUGUUCAAACGAAGAAAUUCACUCUUUAUAAACACA
Molecule: messenger RNA, 1345 nt
Organism: Saprolegnia parasitica CBS 223.65
Lineage: Eukaryota; Oomycota; Saprolegniomycetes; Saprolegniales; Saprolegniaceae
Exons: 2
Coding region: 31-1278 (415 amino acids)
Biological process (GO): proteoglycan biosynthetic process
Molecular function (GO): GDP phosphatase activity; calcium ion binding; UDP phosphatase activity
Source: RefSeq, a predicted model, not a curated record